Molecule: messenger RNA, 2461 nt
Organism: Equus caballus (horse)
Lineage: Eukaryota; Metazoa; Chordata; Mammalia; Perissodactyla; Equidae
Gene: DNAJB4
Product: DnaJ heat shock protein family (Hsp40) member B4
Biological process (GO): negative regulation of transcription by RNA polymerase II
Cellular component (GO): cytosol
Molecular function (GO): protein-folding chaperone binding
Source: RefSeq, a predicted model, not a curated record
GGUGUAUUUGGCGCCUCCUCUCCGCGCGGCCCUAAGUUGAGGCACUGUGGUUGUUCUUCUGGGGUGGUGUGUGAGACUGCCGCGGCUGCCGCAGUUGGCUCGAGUUUCUGAUAGCCUGAAAAAAGGAGGAAUUGUUUCUUAUCGGUCGCCGCCUCAGGGAGGAAGUGAGGGUGGAUUUUCUGCUGAGGGUCACGCUGUGCAUCCACGGGGAAGAGGUGACGUCGGUAGACGUUACAACGACGCAACAGUGUCUCGAAAGCGCCGCAGCCGGGAGGGCGCCUGGGAGAAGCGCGCCUGGGCGCCGCGGGUGAUGCUCGUGGCGACUUCCGCCAGGCCCAGCGGAAACUCGGCCUGAUUUUCACGGGAAAUCUAAGUUCAUUUCAAGGCAUUCGAAAUGGGGAAAGACUAUUAUGGCAUUUUGGGAAUUGAAAAAGGAGCUUCAGAUGAAGAUAUUAAAAAGGCUUACCGAAAACAAGCCCUCAAAUUUCAUCCAGACAAGAACAAAUCUCCUCAGGCAGAGGAAAAAUUUAAAGAGGUCGCAGAAGCUUAUGAAGUAUUGAGUGAUCCUAAAAAGAGAGAAAUAUAUGAUCAAUUUGGGGAGGAAGGGUUGAAAGGAGGAGCAGGCGGUACUGAUGGACAAGGAGGUACCUUCCGGUACACCUUUCAUGGUGAUCCUCAUGCCACGUUUGCAGCAUUUUUCGGAGGUUCCAACCCCUUUGAAAUUUUCUUUGGAAGACGGAUGGCUGGUGGUAGAGAUCCUGAAGAAAUGGAAAUAGAUGGAGAUCCGUUUGGUGCCUUUGGAUUCAGCAUGAAUGGAUAUCCAAGAGACAGGAAUUCUGUAGGGCCAUCCCGCCUCAAACAAGAUCCUCCAGUUAUUCACGAACUUAGAGUAUCGCUUGAAGAAAUAUAUAAUGGUUGUACCAAACGGAUGAAGAUUUCUCGAAAAAGGUUAAACCCUGAUGGAAGGAGUUAUAGAUCUGAGGACAAAAUUCUCACCAUUGAGAUUAAAAAAGGGUGGAAAGAAGGCACCAAAAUUACUUUCCCAAGGGAAGGAGAUGAAACACCAACUAGUAUUCCAGCAGACAUUGUUUUUAUCAUUAAAGAUAAAGAUCACCCAAAAUUUAAAAGAGAUGGAUCAAAUAUAGUUUAUACUGCUAAAAUUAGUUUACGAGAGGCAUUGUGUGGCUGCUCAAUUAAUGUGCCAACAAUGGAUGGAAGAACCAUACCUAUGUCAAUAAAUGAUAUUGUGAAACCUGGAAUGAGGAGAAGAAUUAUUGGAUAUGGGCUGCCGUUUCCAAAAAAUCCUGACCAACGUGGUGACCUUUUAAUAGAAUUUGACGUUUCCUUCCCAGAUGCUAUAUCCUCAUCAUCCAAAGAAGUACUUAGGAAACAUCUUCCUGCCUCCUAGAAUGAAAAACUUUGUUACCCAUAUUUUGAUAAGGCACUGAAAAUAUAAAAGGACUGGCUAUUUACUGUUGUAGAUGUGAAUUCUGUAUAAAGACAUGUAAAUUAUUUUGAGGGUUCAUUAAAUUGCAUGAAUAGAGACGGGUCAAAUAAAUAGGCAAAAGGGAUUUUUACAGUUGGAGAUGAAGAGAAAACCAUUCACUGUAUUUUAUUUCAUUUCUCCCAAAUCAAAAAUUUUUAGUAUUUUGCUUACAUGUAAAAUUUGUUUUUGUGGAGUUAGUAAAUAUAUUUCUAAUAAAGUACUAGACUUAUAUCUUUACGUUAUCAGUAUGAUAGGUUCUCAUUUAUAAUGGAAAUUUAAAUUCUCAACUGAACUACACAUGUGAUAUGUAUUUCUGGAAAAUAAAACCCCAAGUCAUUUGGAAAUGUGGUUAACUAGAUUUAAAUCACCAUCUGAAAUGCUGUUAUAGGGCUGGUAUCCAUAAAAGAAUAUCCUAAUGCAUAUGUUUUACCAUUUUGAUUUUUAAAGUAUUCUGUAGCAUUUCUUAAAAACAUAGCUGUAAAGUUCUUAAGGCAGACCUUUUCUUCAUAAAAAGGAAAUUAAUGGUAAUUUAUCUCCUGUGGAAAUCCCAGUUGCCUGAAUUACUGAUAUUUUAGAAGUAGGCUGUUUUUAAAAUGCCAUAUGUAAUUUUAUGCAAGUUGACUAUAUAUCUUGGACUUAUAAAUUAUAGGCACAUUUUAUUGUCCACUAGUUUAAAAUAAUUUGUUUAAAAUUGUGUUUUUAGAGGAAAUAUUGUUAUGUGGAAUUAAUUUUCCAAUUAAAUAGUCUUCUAUAACUUACUCAUAAUAAUCUAUGUGUACCUUAUGCAAUUUCCCUAAAAAUAAUAAACUACCACUAUGGUGUUAAACCAAAAUACGGGGAAAAUAAACACUAACUGCUGCUUAUGAAUGAUGUUGCUACUACUUGUUAUGCAUAUAAAUAUUUUACUUUUUCAUAUGUAUAGAUUGCAUUUCUUAGGUGUUUUAAUUUUUUAAAUAUAUUUACGUUUAAAAAAUU